Molecule: messenger RNA, 2811 nt
Organism: Clarias gariepinus (North African catfish)
Lineage: Eukaryota; Metazoa; Chordata; Actinopteri; Siluriformes; Clariidae
Gene: tent5ab
Product: terminal nucleotidyltransferase 5Ab
Exons: 5
Coding region: 672-1874 (400 amino acids)
Biological process (GO): mRNA stabilization
Molecular function (GO): RNA binding; poly(A) RNA polymerase activity
Source: RefSeq, a predicted model, not a curated record
CUUUUUCUAGCUCUUAAUAAUAUGUAAGAGACAACGCACACACACACACACACACACACACACACACACACGUUGGUAAUCUUUUGGAAUCCUGAUCAUCAGUCUCACGGCAGUUAACUGCAUAUAGUAUCGAGGUAGGGCCCUGCAGCACACUUUCUCUCCUAUUCACCCAAUAAAUAAAAAGUGCUGUAGUUAAUAUUUUUAUUUUUAUUAUCAUUUGUAAAUUAGGCAGUGAUAACCUUAAAUGUUACUACAAAAUAAUCUUAUGCAGAUAAUUUUAACUUAAAAAAUCAAAUUUUGCUUAAUUCUUGUUUUUAACAGAAUUUAUCAGUGUAACAAUAAACAAACAUGCAUUACUGAUGAUGCAAAGCAAAAAAAAAAGAGGAAGAAAAUUAUUUAAAUUAAUUAAACGUAGCCGUGUUUAUCAGAAGUGGGUGGGGCUUCACCUAUGCCACUUGGCUAUUGGCUGAAUGAGCUGUCGAUCACAGCUUCAAGACUUUGCAAGAGUAGAGUGAGAGAAAGAGCAGACGAGUGGAGGAGAAGCGUGGAGGAGACACAACUGACUACAUAGAGCACUGCAGUCAUGUAAAGGCGAACGGAGAGGACGUCCACUGAAGACCGUCCUGCGUUACAGUAAAAAAAAAAAAGAAAGAAAAAAGUGAGGAACAGACAUGGACGAGGAGUGGAAGGAGAGGAAGCGCAGCAGAUACUGCAUGCUGAACUGGGAGCAGGUGAAGCGCCUGGACACCGUCCUCACUGAGUCCAUCCCCAUCCACGGCCGCUGGAGUUUCCCCACGCUGCAGAUGAAACCGCGGAACAUCGUCAAAGCCGUGCGGUGCAGAAUGGCCGAGCGGAACAUCUGCGUACGCGAGGUUCGGCUGAACGGCUCGGCCGCCAGUCAUGUCCUGCAAGAGGACAACGGCUUAGGGUACAAAGACCUGGACCUGAUCUUCUGCACCGAGCUAAAGGACGAGCUGCACUUCCAGACUGUUAAAGACAUCGUGCUGGAUGCUCUUCUGGACUUUCUGCCAGAAAUAGUGAACAAGACCAAGAUAACGCCGCUCACGCUCAAGGAGGCGUACGUUCAGAAGAUGGUGAAGGUGUGUAAUGACUCGGACCGCUGGAGUCUCAUCUCUCUGUCCAAUAACAGCGGGAAGAACGUGGAGCUGAAGUUUGUUGACUCCCUGCGCCGUCAGUUUGAGUUUAGCGUUGACUCCUUCCAGAUCCGCUUGGACUCGCUCCUUCUGUUCUAUGAGUGCUCUCUGGAGAAUGUGAUGAGCGUCUCGUUUCACCCGUCCGUCCUGGCCGAGAGCGUGUAUGGAGAUUUCGCAGGGGCCCUCGAUCAUCUCCGACGGCGUCUUAUCGUCACGCACAACCCUGAAGAGAUCCGCGGAGGCGGCUUGCUGAAAUACUGCCACCUGCUACUGCGAGGCUUUCACACCCCACACCGCCGCGAAAAAGGUGACUACCGUGAGAUGCUGCAGCGCUACAUGUGCUCGCGCUUCUUUAUCGACUUCCCACGUGCGUCCGAGCAGCAUCGCAAACUCGAGUCGUACCUCCAGAGCCACUUCGUCGGACAGGAGGAGUGCAAGUUUGCGUACCUGAACAUGCUGCAUGACGUGGUGCGCGAGAGCAGCGUGUGUCUGAUGAACCGCGAGAGAUGCCGAGUGCUCGAGAUCAUCGCCGCGAUGGCGGUUAGAGCGCUGGCCGAACAUAGCGACGUCCCAAAUGUGGAAAACGUCACAUGCUACUACCAGCCCGCUCCGUACGUCAAAGAUGGGAACUUCAGCAACUACAGCGUGGCUCAGGUGCAGAGUGUGUACACCUGCGAAACCGACCAAUCAGGACAAGUUUGGGUCUGUUUAUUUAUGUGAGAGAGAAUGUGCUGAAAACAUGGUGUCCGUGUCAACCAGUCAGAGUGGAGCUCUUGAUGGGCAGAGCCACAGACCAAUCAGAACGAGGAAGAUCAAAGCCAGAUGUUUAUGGAAGCGAAAGAAAAACUAACUAAUCAGAGAGCAGUGAUUGUACAAUGGACCAAUCAGGUUUGGUUUGAUCUGCGCCGAUCCUUUAUACCUGACCGACACAGUCAAUUCAAUUUGAAUUCAUCAGAAGCAACCAAUCACAGAGCAGGAUCCAUGUGGUGGUCAGAACCACAUACACUGUUUCUUCAUGUGCUUCAAAAAAACAUGGAGCAGGAUUUAAACUUAGAACCAUGUGUGAUAGAUGGAGGAAAGGGCUAGUUAGGAUGGAGGCUGAUUUGAGACGCGAACAUUUUAAUAUUAUUGGUAGAGGAUUAAUAGCGGGUCCUUUUGUUUUGGGAUCUUCUGAGACGACUGUGAAGCAUAAAGCAGGGAUCUUAUGAUCAGAGCAAAAUCAGUGGUCUCCAGGACCUUGGUCCUGGCUUGCUUGUUCUAAAGGUAUGGAGAAGAAUUCUAGUCCACACCUUUCUGGCUUUAAAGAACUUUCAUAAUUUUUUUUUUUUUUACGCAAGAAAGCAAAAAGAGGGAGAACGUGAUGGUUGGAGACGAGAACCGAGAGAGACAGAGGAGUGAGGGAGAAGAGAGAAGGUCACUCGGUUCAGUUUCCAGUUGAUGCCAAAAUCUGAAGAAACAGCCGUCACACCAGCAACAUGAGCCUGAGAGCUAGAACCGAGCUCUGAUUCUGAUUAGGAGAAUAAAGAGGGAGGACACAGAGUGUGAGAGAGAGAACAUACCGGAUCGAGUGCGAACAUGUCACGUCAGCACGUGUUCACGUUUUAGCAUUAGUCAAACUCAAAUACGCACGAUACAUUAAAGUCAAUCGUUUCACAGA